Messenger RNA from Dovyalis caffra, 357 nucleotides. The record is from the annotation of a GenBank genome assembly. NCBI's taxonomy places the organism in Eukaryota, Viridiplantae, Streptophyta, Magnoliopsida, Malpighiales, Salicaceae.
AUGGAUGACGAAAGGGAAUGUCCUGCAGCACAAAAUCAGAAGAUAUGUGUCAAGACGUGGAGCGUAUGCAAAGCUGAUGUGUAUGGUGAGAAUCAAAAGCAAUUGCAUCAUGGAACAACGAAGCCUCACCUUGCCGUUAUGUCUCUGCUUCUAUAUGGAGCUAGGCCAGGGCCUCCCGUUUUGCCAGUUGAAUUCAGGGGGAAUGCUAUUGGUCCACAACUUCAGAUUGCUCACGACCUCAGCCAGCCAAAAUUUCUCUCUCACGGCGGCGCCUUCACCAACAAACGAAAAUCCUCCGUCCAAUCAGUCCAAUCAAAACCAGUAACUAGUAAGAUUCCUGAUCUUUUACGACAAUAA